Messenger RNA from Falco peregrinus (peregrine falcon), 6961 nucleotides. It is a transcript of the gene ATAD5, whose product is annotated as ATPase family AAA domain containing 5. Gene Ontology annotation, cellular component: nucleus. The record is from RefSeq and is a predicted model, not a curated record. Gene Ontology annotation, molecular function: DNA clamp unloader activity; ATP binding; ATP hydrolysis activity. NCBI's taxonomy places the organism in Eukaryota, Metazoa, Chordata, Aves, Falconiformes, Falconidae.
AUCUCGUCCCGCGCGCGCUUUUCUGCCCGCCUGGCUCCCGCGCCCGGCGGUGGCAUCGGGCGCGCGGGCCGCGCAGCGCCGCUCCAUGGCGAUCGCGCCUGCCUCGCGCCGUGGCUGAGGGCUCCCGGGCCCCGCCAGCGCCCGGGGCAUGGUGGGCAGGGUGGCCGUGCCCGCGGCGGCCGCCCCCCCCGCCCUGCCCGGCAAGGACGGCGACGCUCAGCCCUGCAAGAAACGGCGAGAGGAAGAUACUUCUGUUAAAACAAUCACAAGAUAUUUUUCGCCGUUAGCAAAACCAGUGGAUAAAGUGUCGUCACCACCAAAACCCAGUAAUAUAUUGGGUUAUUUUAAAAAGACAGCUGUAACUGAGAAGGCUUCGUUACUGCUUGUAGCUGGAGAAAAUGAAACGCCAUUGGAUGCUAAUGGCCAAGACUGUAAGUCACCUUCUAAACCACCUUUAAAGCACAAGAGGAGAGGGAAGAGAGUUAAUUUAAAUAAUACGCAAAGGGAGGCGAAAGCAUCUGAGAAUGAACACAAAAUAGAAAUUAGUAGUGAUCACAGCAGAGAAACAGCAGGACUGAAACAAGACAGUAAUGAUUUUAUUACCACUUGCACUUUAGUUGACCAAAAGAGUGCAAGAGAAUUAGCAGAAGGUAACGUGCAAAGAAAGAACUUCCCAAACACUGCCAUCUGCAGAAAAAACUCCAAAAAAAUGGAUUCUCAAAUAAAUGGAACAAAAAAUAGGGUAAAACAAUCAAGGAAAAGGAAGCACAAAGUAAAUAUGGAUUUGUCUGAAAGUUUUUCGUCUGAAAACCAGCUGAAUGACACAUGUAUAAAGGAAACUGAAGAUAAGAAAAAGAUGGUAACUCCUACAACAGCAGAGUGUGACGCUACUAUUAGUGAUCCCAGUUUUGAAGUUCAUAUGGAUGAUAAGACAUCACAGGUACAUAAUGGUAUAAUAACGGUGUCAUUUGAGGACUUCUUGAAGAGUCAGGGAGAAAAUAACGUAGAUCAGGUUGAAGACAAAAAGCCGGCAACAGACAAUUCUGCUACAGCAAAUGAAACGGACAGAAGUGGUAGUAUUAGUGACCCAGAAAAGUGUGAGGAGUCUCAACAGGUGCCGCUUAGAACAGUAACUGUCCUUGCACAAAUUCAUUCCAUUCCUCUCAGAUUAGCUCCGUUACAUAAGGAGAAAAAAGGCUCUAGGAAAAUUGCUUCAAUUUUUUUGAAGCAGAAGGGUUGCAUAGGGGAAAAAGAAAGUAGCCCACCACUCUUGGACAGUGAACAAACUGAACAGAUUUCUCAGAAAAGAAAAUCUAAUGUAGUUAUUGAGGAAGAAGAACUAGAGUUAGCUGUGCUAGAGACUGCAGGGUCAGAUUCUUUGAAGCCAAAAUGCACUCUGGAAGAAAGGCAUCAGUUUAUGAAGGCAUUUAGACAACCAACAUCGGAUGUAAUAAAAAGUGGAGUUAAAAAGGCACCCGGAAAACAAAAGCAAGCCACUAGUAAGUCUUCAAAAGAAAAAGAAGGACCUGCAGAUGACACUGCUUCAAAUAAAGGAUUAGAAAGUGGAGUACCAGAAGAUUACGUGGAUAAAUAUGCACAUUCUGCUCCUAAAACAAAUAGAGCUAAACCCAAAACACCUAGAAAGUUUCAGAAGAAAGGAAACAGAAGGAAGGCUUCAAAAACUGAGGAAACAAAUGUCUCAAAUACCAGCAAUUGUAAGGAUUCAGGCGCUAGUGUUCUUAUUCAGGAAAACACCUUAGAUGUAGAAAUUUUAUCAAGUCCAAAGGUGAAUGAGAGAAGGAGGAAUUUAAGGCAGAAAAAAAUCAAAACAUCAAAAAAUGUUACACCUAAAAGAAACAGGAUUAGAGAUAGCUUUUCUGAAGAUGGGCUAAGUAGCUGUCCUUUACAGACUUCUACACCAAAAGCAAGCAAGCAAUCCUUGAAGAAAAGUAACCUGUAUAAAGCAGAGGUGAUUACUGUGCCCUUUGACGGAAGCAGCCCAAUAAGAAUGAGGUUUACACGUAUCAAUGUGACUACAAAAUCAAAUAAAGCUGAAGCAGUGAAAAAUGAAGAGUUUAACUCCAAAAAUAUAAAGGUAAGCUCUAGUUCUAAAAACAUAUCCAAAGCAAAAGAGCUGAUUGAAAAAGCAAAGGCUAUACAGCAUAACAGAUCAAAGGUUAACGAAGACUUACCAGUCCCUGUGAGGCGCUCAUCUCGACAGCGAGCUCUUGCUGAAAAGAAAAAAUUACAAGAAAGUGAAGAAUCGGUAAUCAUUUUAGAUUCAAGCCUGAGUGAUGCCACUACUACGGUGCAGAAUGUGAAGCGAAAGCAUCUUCAGAGCUUAAAUGAUGUGCUGGGAAAAAAGUCUAGAAACUUGAAGGUUGCAAAGAACUCAAAUGGAAAACCGGGAUAUCCACCUUCCUUCCUAGGCAGAAGUGCUCAAAACUCUGCAGGUGAACCAGUUGUGGUCUUUGAUGAAAGCAGCCAAGAUGCAUCUGAAAAUUCUCAAGAUGAUGAUCAGUUCAGAGCAAAACGUGAAUUCUUGAUGAGUGGAUUGCCAGAGUCGCUGAAAAGACAGAUUGCAAAGAAGGCAGCAGCAAUGGAAGCGUACUCUCUUGCAAGUUCAUGUUUUAAGACUGUUGUCCAUGUACAGCAGAAGGAUGACUGUUAUCCAAUGUGGAAAUUGAAGUUGCCCUCAUGCCCUCUGUUAACUAAGCUGAGGAAACUGAAUACUGAAGUCACUAAUGUCACAAAAAUCACUCUCUCACUUGGUGAAUUUUCCAGUGUGAGCUCAAAACUAACUGGAAACUGCUCUGCACCUGUGCUUUCUGGCCACCGACCAGUUUUUCCUGAUACAUUCAGGAAAGAUUUACUAGAUGAGAUCAUGUCUUCCAAUUCUCAAUUUCCUGUGAGAAAAUACUUCUACAAGUUUCUGAAAAAGCAAACUGAACGGUUGGGUUUUGAAAACAGUAUUCAAGAAAGCAGAGAGGGCACUGCAAAUUCUGAGAUAAAUCAGAAACGUUCUGACAAGUGGAGGGAAACUAAGAGGAAAAGGAAAGAAACAGAAGACCACAAGUCAAAAAGAAGAAAACAAAGUGAAGGUACAGAGGCUGAAGCAAAAUCCAGAGUUUCUCCUGUAUCUGGAGAAAACCAGCGAGAGACAGGACAAGCCACACGCUUGGGAAAAAACAAGACCCAGAAACUAGAUGUUGUGACAGAAGACACUGAAUGUUUAUCAGACCCAAAUGCACUUUCAGGUGUUGAAAAGGAAGACACGCUUUGGACAGAAAAAUACCAACCUCAAGAUUCCAGUGAACUUGUAGGGAACAAGAAAGAAAUUGAAAGGCUACACAGUUGGUUAAAAGAAUGGAAAAAAAGAGCUGACUUGGAAGAAAAAAGAAAUCAGAAAGGGAAAAAGGAGGACAAAGAGCAUGAAGAUUCUACAGAUUUUUUGGACAGUCUUGACUUUAGAGAUAGUGAUUCUGAUACUGAGGAAGAGACUAACCUUUGCAAUACAGUUCUGAUAACUGGCCCACCAGGAGUAGGGAAGACUGCUGCAGUAUAUGCUUGUGCUCAGGAGCUUGGUUUUAAGAUAUUUGAAGUCAAUGCCUCUUGCCAGCGUAGCGGUAGACAGAUACUGUCUCAACUAAAAGAAGCUACUCAGUCUCAUCAAGUGGAUAAAAAAGGCAUUAAUGCACACAAGCCUUGCUUUUUUAACAGUUGUAGCAGUACCAAGUCACCAAAAAAAAUGUAUUCUCCAAAGAAAGUUGUUUCACCAAGAAAACCUCCACUGUCACCAAAAGGAGCAGGAUUAAAACGAAGUUUGCCCCCUAAAACACUUGCAGACUAUUUCAAAAUUCCUUCCAAACGUAAAGGUAAUGAUGGAGCAGUAACAUCUCAAGAAAAAAAUAAAGGUAAUACUCAGAAAUCACUUAAAGAAAAGAAAGAUGCUCAAAUUAAGGCAAUAAACAAAGAAGGAGAAGGAGGAGAACACAACAGGAAAAGUGCAACAUCUCUCAUUCUCUUUGAAGAGGUAGAUAUAAUAUUUGAUGAAGAUGCAGGGUUUCUAAGCGCAAUAAAGACAUUCAUGGCAACAGCAAAGAGACCUGUAAUUCUUACUACCAAUGAUCCAACAUUCAGCUUAUUGUUUGAUGGCUAUUUUGAAGAGAUCAACUUUAGAACCCCUUCCUUGAUGAACGCUGCUAGCUAUCUUCAAGUGCUGUGUCUGGCUGAGAAUCUACGAACAGAUGUGAAGGACUUAGCUGCUCUGUUAACCACAAAUAACUGUGAUAUCAGACAAAGUAUUCUCUACUUACAAUUUUGGGUGAGAAGUGGAGGUGGAUGCUUGAAAGACAAAUGUUUGGCCCAUCAUGGAGGAGAUGAAACAGAUAAAGCAAAUCAUGUAAUUUAUUCUGAAAAGACUACUGAUUCCAAGAUUGAUUUUUCUCAAGCUGAUGCACGCGUUCAGGAGUUUCCAAAAUGUGAUACAGGCUGUGUAGAGACAUUGCUUGGCCUUAAGAAUAUCCUGUUGCCUUCAGAAGAUUUGUUUACAUUUCUUAAGCACAAAAUCACAACCAUGGACAAGUGGAAUAAAUUGAUGCAGCUUCUCACAGAAUUCCAGAUGAAGAAAGUGGAUUUUAUAUAUAGUAAUCUUGAACUUAUUCUUCCCUUACCAGUGCAAGUUCUUUCAAACCAAUCUGAAGCUUCUAACUCUAUACUUGAAAGGUCUACCACAGUUUCUUUGAAAAGCAAAUCUACUAACAGAUACUGCUCUGGCAAAAAGUCUAAAAAGACAAAGAAGCAGAAGAGGCUUGAGAUAUUGUGUGAUAGUGACUUAUUUGAUACUGAACUGAACUAUUCAGCUGAAUUCAUAACUUUACCAUCAGAUAGUCCUCUAUCAGGUGCUGAAGUGAAUAAAGAGGAAUCGCAAUUUCUGAUGAAUAAAGAAGAAAGAGAAAUUAAAACUAAAACCUCAGCAAAGGAGAAAAGGUCUGCACUUGUUUUUCAGUGUCUGAAUUCGCUGACUGAAUUUGUGGAGAACAUGUCCUUCUUGGAUUGCUAUGUAAACACUAAUACCGAGGAACCACUGGAGUUCUCUAAAGAUGAAGGAUUUAGUUGGACAAAUGGCAAAAUCAAAAAUGGUCUUUGUGACGAAUUCAGUAUAGAAAAUACUGAUUGGUGGCGUUCCCAGAGCUGUAGUGAAAUAAAAGCAGCUAUUGAAGCACUCAGUUUUAACAAAUGUUUUGUUAAUAUUUCACAAAACUUGGAAUCCUCUUUGAGUACCAGUAAAACACCUGAAAGCGAUCAGCUGGAGGGACUUACUUUGCAUAUUUCAAACACAAGAAAUUGUGUAUCCUUCAGUCAGUCAGCUGAUUCAAGCAUUCACAAAAAAGCAGAGAAGAGGCUGGCAAUCAUCAGAACUGUAUUUUCCAGAAGUCCUUUAAACCUGAGUAAUAAGCAAGCCAGUAUACUUGAAUACCUCCCCAGUCUUCGCAGUAUCUGUAGGUUUGAGAAGCUUAAAGAGCAAGGGAAGACUAAAAGAAGGUUUUUGCAUUAUCUUGAAGAGAGUCAUCUUGAAAUACCCAGACAAAUGAUAAAUGGUCUGUGUUUGGACUUUCCUUAAAAUCGCCAACCCCAGAAAUACGUUGUGCCUAAUGGUGAUAUUCUCACCAUAGUUUGAUUUUCAUUUUUUUACCACGUUAUUUUAUUGUAUAUUCAGAGCUGAUUGUAUAUUAAAUUUCUAUAAGUAUUUAAAAUUAUGUAUUUAUCUAUUGCAUUGGUAUUGCUCUCCACAACUGAAAUGUGGGUUUGUUUGGUGCUUGUCCAAUAAGUGCAUUUAUAAUACUAAAUGCACAAACUAAUCAAUGGGGACUCCUUCAUACGAUCUUUCUCUGUAAUUUGUGUAUCAAAUAAUAAUAAGUCCUUUUGUAAUGACCAACUGUCACAACUUCCACAGCAAAGUUGCUUUUUUCCAAGGAGACAGUUUUAUUAAAAUAAGCUUGUUUCUUUCUGAAUUUGCAGUUGUGUUAAAUAAUUUGGGGUGGGAGGGGGCAGGGAGAGGAUGCAACAAGUCUUCUAACAUGUAAACAACUAAUAAGAGCUCUUCACAAUAAUGACUGGGUAACAGUCUUUACAAAGCACUGUGCCUCAAUGUACAUAGAUUUGCGUAUGUUCAUUUAAUUUCCUUUCAUUAUUUCCAACUGUCAGGUCUGCAUGUUAAUCUCCUAAAAAGGUAGAGGAAUGAUUACUGUAGCUCAGGAUGGUCUCAGAGAUUAGGCAAGAUUUUGUAAAUAAAAUUAUGCCAGUGUUACUUUGGUUUCAGUAAUAUUUAACCACUUCUAGUCUUGUAUAUUGUGUUCUAUUUUUAUGCUUCAUUUUGUAUUUGGCAAGACUUCAGCCUGAUUAUUUGUGUUUGAAUCUGGUUUUAUAUGACAAUAAUUUUGUGAUACUUUGCUACAAUUCUGAAUAUUUCCAUUGUAUGAAAAAUAAGACUCCUAAAACUUGAUGUUUUCAGUCAAUAAAGAUGAUGAUUAUGGAUUUUUUCUUUUUAACUGGAAACAUUUCAGCCAUGUACUUUUCCAGCUUUAUAUUGCAAUCGGACUGUUCCUCUUCCUCAAACCGUGUCAGAUUGGUGCCAUGCAGUGGUAUUCCACUUACCUCAGUGUCUCUAAUAAUAAGGAAGGCCAUUUUCUAGUACAUUCUGUUCUCAUUAUGUAUUUUUAAUGUCUUAAAGAUGUUGUUCGGGAGUUGGAAAUAUUUAUGAAAACAGUAAAUUAUUUUAAGCUUCUGCAUUGUAGAUAAUAAUUUUUAUAGCUUACUCUUUUUGUAGCCCAGAAUUAUCAAAUAGGAAUGAAAUAGUGGUGGCUGUUAAAAUCUCUUAAUGUAUUGUUGUAUCACUGGUCUAGAGCAACUCCUGUACAUUUCUGUAAAAAUAAAAAAAUAAUUUUUUAAAAUGUUUAAA